AUGUAUGCUGACGAUUUAAAGCUAUACAGAGCUGUCAACUCGCUUAAUGACGCCCAGCUGCUUCAAAAUGACCUUAACAGAGUGCAUAGAUGGUGUUGUGAUAACGCGUGGUCCACGGAUGAGGGGGAGAAGGAAACGCACUUCCGCCUGACGCUGAGCAAGAUGUCCGCUCGUCACAGCGACCAGUACACCUGCACCUCGCCUGGCGGUCACACCAACACCAUCACUAUUAAAGUUGUUAGUGUGACCUGUCCUCCUUUGAACGCAUCGUCACCUCGGCUAAGACAGUUCACACAGGGCACGAAACUUGGCCACGUGGCGCACUUUAGCUGCCAACCAGGAUUUCAUCUCAACGGGUCUGCGGUUCUCACUUGCAUGGGAGACGGUCGUUGGUCGUUUCUGCCACCUACAUGUGAAGAGACGUUUUGUCCGAUGUUGGGUUCCCUAGGCGCACAUUUAAGCGUAGUUGAAUACAAUUCGUCAUUCGGCGGCCGUGCAGUAUUCCAAUGCGCGUGGGGCUACCGACUAGUGGGUGCGCCCGGCCUCGAGUGCGAACAAGACGGUACGUGGUCCGGCGCCGUCCCGCAAUGCACACGUAAGUAGGAAUGAAUGUGCAAUUAAAUUCACUCAACUUUUGCCAGAAUUAUCAUCAUCAUCAUCAAGCCGAACUAGUCGGUGUAGCCUCCUCCACUUCUCACUGUUCAUAGCCAACUCCUUGACCUAUUUAUAGCUAUUCAUUUCGAUGCUCUUCUUUACUGUUUACUGUACGCCAUUUUUGGUCUUCCUAUUCCUUUUUUAGUCAAAUAACAAAAUCUAGCCAUAUGACAUAGUUAAUAG
Molecule: messenger RNA, 837 nt
Organism: Hyposmocoma kahamanoa
Lineage: Eukaryota; Metazoa; Arthropoda; Insecta; Lepidoptera; Cosmopterigidae
Product: locomotion-related protein Hikaru genki-like
Exons: 4
Coding region: 1-603 (200 amino acids)
Source: RefSeq, a predicted model, not a curated record